Messenger RNA from Anoplopoma fimbria (sablefish), 423 nucleotides. RefSeq names its product transmembrane protein 100-like. NCBI's taxonomy places the organism in Eukaryota, Metazoa, Chordata, Actinopteri, Perciformes, Anoplopomatidae. The transcript is spliced from 2 exons. The coding region runs from base 1 to 423 and encodes 140 amino acids. The record is from RefSeq and is a predicted model, not a curated record.
AUGACAACCAAGAUGGAAACACUUGAUCCUUCAACUCUAACAGAAGUCACUUCUACUGUCACCUACGACCCUAAAUCUGAGACAGUGACCUUACCGGGAGGGGUCGUCUCGGUGGCGGGCAUCACCGUGGUUACCGGGGGUGUUGAGCUGUCUUGUGGAUCCUGUAUGCUGGCCUUUGGUUUUUGGGGAACUCUUAUCGGCUUCAGUUGUAUAGCUGUGGGGCUGUGGGACGUGCUGAACAGGUCCAAAGGAGGAACCUCUCACUUACUGGGACUGGGAUUUGUGAUUCUGACCAUCAGUUUUGUGACGGUGGGAAGUGUGGUGGCAUUUUACCUCCUGACGAAGAAGAAGAGAGAGAUGACCAGAGAGCAGAGAGAGGACGGAAAAGAAGUUCUUGUAGAGAGUGGGAGGGAUGGACCCUAA